Molecule: messenger RNA, 589 nt
Organism: Spodoptera litura
Lineage: Eukaryota; Metazoa; Arthropoda; Insecta; Lepidoptera; Noctuidae
Source: RefSeq, a predicted model, not a curated record
GCACCUAUAGUCAUUAAAUAAUCCCGUUACUGUAAAUUGAUUAAGUUCAACAUUAAUGUUAACCUAUGUAUAAAGUUAGCCAUAGACCAACAUCACAGCAUCAACAGUCGUGACAAGAAGUUAGCAAUAUGGCGGACUCCCGACACGUCAUCAUGUUGUGUGCGCUACUUGUUGCACUUUGUAAUUGUGAUCCAAAUUGUGAUUGUCGUUGGGGAAAGUUCCAUAAGACGCUGAUAGGAGACACAAAAUGGCCAUUAAAAAUCGCAGAAGGCUCUAAUUUCCUGAAUGUAGUGAUUCCAAUGAACGAAGAUAUAGCAGGCAUGCAAGAGAUUGGUUUUGUAUGUGUCGAGAUCCAAGGUGGCCUUCAAGACACACGUAGUAACGUAUCGGUUAUGACUGAAUAUCUGAACCCUCGCUCGGCUCAAGUCAUAAUCAGAUUAGCUGAACCAACCGAAAAGGAUAUAGAAAUAAACAUCCAGUUAUAUAAUAAAUCAUGUAGAAAUACACUUGAUUGAAAAUGUACUUACGACACAGGAGACAUUCCUAGAGCGUAGGCACGUUUUUAAAAAACAAAAAUUAGAAAAAAUAA